Molecule: messenger RNA, 3259 nt
Organism: Paramuricea clavata
Lineage: Eukaryota; Metazoa; Cnidaria; Anthozoa; Malacalcyonacea; Plexauridae
Source: the annotation of a GenBank genome assembly
AUGACUGGGACAUAUUGUGACGAAUCGCCUACCCUUGAUAUGCUUUGGAUAUGGCCAAAUAUUAGAGGGAAUAAACAACUCAUGAAUGUUAAAACACUUAAAUGUAUGAAAAGAAUACGUGACAACAGCGCAGUGACCAUGGAACGAUGUGAGAAUACUUCUAAUUCGCAAAAAUUACUGUGCACUAAAAAAGACGCUAAAAUGAACAUUGGAUGGGGCAAUCAACGAUUUUUGCACUUUUACAACUCAUGGCGGGGGAAAAGCUAUGCCUUUUCCCGAAAGUUGUGGUGGUGGUGGGAAAAACCCCAACCAUGGAGCAGUAAAGAAAUCUCUAAUACUUGUAAAACAAGUCAAGACUACAAAGGUAUGCCAUGUCAUAAAUAAAUAACAUUUUGCAUGAUUGUAAAUGCAUUUCAAAGAUGCCUUACUAUAUUUUUCCAUAGGGUGUUAUCGUUUCUCGGAUGGCUCUUUCAUGCAUUACCUUGAUUACAGCCAGACGAAUCCCAAACUGAAAAUUUCUGCUCCAAUUUCCAAAGAACAUGACAGGAGCUGCAAAGUAAGGGAGAUAUUUAAAUUCAUUCGAGAUGGUCAAGAAUGGAAAGGCAACGGUAGUGAUCACUUCUAUAUUAAUGGUAAAAAUAAAGAUACAAAAGAGUUCAAGGUAAACAGAUUAAAGGGUGCACAAGCUUUACGAAUAUUUCAGCAAGUCAACAAAUGUGGUCACGUGUAAAUGCAUAACCGUUUGUAGUGUGUUCCGAAUUGACUGACUGCAUGAAUUGACAGGAUCGAAUUUUAAGUCCAAUUUAAGCAGUUAUUUCCAGUCUUAGUUUUUGAAGCGAAGUAAUUAAUGCAAGGAAUUAAAGUUUUUAAAAUAAUAACCAGUGGUCUGCCUGAGACUAUACACAGAAUAAUCAAAGCAUUUAUCCAGUCGAAAGCCUGAACGUAUGGCAUACCAUAACCAAACAACCAAACCACUAACGCCUGUAUUCUAAAAGCUCACUCAAUGAGUGGAGGUCCAAUCUGUGCUUCUCUUGAGUGUCAUUGCUGUUUUUGAAAAGCUGGAGGGUGAGUAGUCACAUAGUAAGGUACGACACAUACCAUAAUUACCCUCCAGCUAUUCAAAAACAGCAAUGACACUCGAGAGAAGCUUAGAUUGAACUUCCACUCAUUGCGUUUGAGUGAGCUUUUAGAAUACGGGUGAAAUUCUUGCACCUACUUUCUAUAAUGAAUUUCAUUUUACCAAGUUUUAAGUAAUAUAAUGUCAAUAAUUUCGUGUGAAUUUUUAGAGUAUAUAAGAAAGGAAGUUCACGACCAAAUUGAAAAUAUUAUGUUACAGUUGUUAUAGUAGUGCACCACUGUUAUGCCUAUAGUAGAUGUCGACAUGUACAAAAGACCCUUUCUCACGUUCUUCUUCACCACUUUUUUAGAUUAGAUCGAUGGAAAAUCUGAAAGCCUGGAACGGUUCACUGUUAAUAGUCAACGUUUCUUGCGGAAAUAAAGAAUCAGAGGAAGUGCAUUGUGUUCUUCUUAAACUGAAAUCUUUGCCAUUAUAUCCUGAGGUUAGUAUUACACUCUUUCAUCAACUGGUUGAUCAGUCCAGUCAGGGGCCGCGGAACAGGGGGGGGGGGGCAAUGGGGCAUGCCCCCCCCCCCACACACACACUUUUUUUAAAAGUGAAAAAAGUGCCUUUUUUUCUCGGCUAAAGUGCCCUAUUUAAGGAACGAAAAAAGUAUUUCUUGAAUGAACGCCCUCUUUUGCUGGAAAGAAAGUGCCCUUUUUGCAGUAGUAAAGAGUCUGUAAAGGCCAUUUCAGACGUUAUAGAGACUCCAUAUUUUCAAAAAUUUUCGUUCGGCUCGUGAACGACAUUCACUUUUGAUCAUAUACAAAAGUGCCCCUUUUGGCCAAUGCCCCUCCACUUUCGAAAUGCUUCCGCGGCCUCUGAGUCCAGUUGAUCUUAAUGUUGGCUUGUAACAGCGCGAAAUAAAUAUCAACUAGGUUAAAAAGUAAGCAAGGGAUAGGAAUAUAUGGUAAAUGUACGAUGUGGUGUAUCUAUUAAAGUAGGGCUAUUUCUAGACAUAUCCGAAGAGUUUCAUCAUGAUCAGGAAUACGCAGGCACAUGUAUUGAGAAAACUUCGCAUUGAUAGAGAAGAGAGAGAACUAUACCUGAAUUCGAAAAUACAAGGACAAUUUCAACGAGAACUUUGAAGUUCUCUUUGCAUUUUUCAGGCAGUUGCAUGCCGAGCAAUCCGAAGCUUUCUUAUUAUUGGCACUAUACCUACACUGGCGCAAACUGUUUUAGAUUAUAUCACAUGUGCUGAGAAAAUGUUCAAUAGACCUAAUGCGUAAUGACGUCACAAGGCUUGAUGCCCGCGAGGAAUGCUGGUCUUAGUAGUCAUCGCCCGGAAAAUUUUCGUUUGUAGCCAUUUUGAAUUGAUUAAUUUUUCCGGGCGAUGACUACUAAGACCAGGAUUCCUCGCGGGCAUCAAGCCUUGUGACGUCAUUAUACAUAAGGUCUAUUAAAGCUCUUAUCAUCUUCUUGAACUAUGUCAACUUUCCUGUAGCAGGAAACCGAAAUACCAAUAAACAUCCACGAUAUUGAGCAGAUUCUUCUAGGUUAUUUGGUCCAGAGAGAGAACAAGAAAAUCUCCACUCUCAGAGGUUAAAUAGAGCUGCUUUCUCUGAAGACUGCACCACAGAUCAAUAUUUACUUUAUAUUUACUUUUACAGAUCAUAUAUUUGCUUUAUAUGCAAUUUUCUAAUUCUUGUCCAGGUCUCUCCUACAUCAAGUUCCACGGACGUAUCACAUUCAUCAUACCAAAGUGCUCCACCUACUGAAGAUUACACGAGCACUAGAGAAGUCCCCUUCACUUUCCCCUGGUUAAAUUCAACACGACCUACCACACUAACUAGAAGCAGUCAAUUUACAGAAGACCAAAGGAUGUCCUCCAAACUUCCAAGCCAAUCACCAACCCCAAUAACUUCCACUACAGUAAACCUACAGGAAGGUCCUAAAGAAGAGGUAUCAGAGUCGGAUGGAACAAAUUCCACUGCUAUUGCUGUAACCGUUACUCUUCUCCUGGUAGCCUUGGCACUGGUAUUGGGGUAUUUGCUGUACUAUAGAAGACGAAAAAGGUAAAAUUGUAAAAGACGGUUGCCAUUUAAACAGUUUUCACGAAAGAUAUUCUAGGGCCGCUGGAAAAGAAACAAAUUAAAACAGAAAACUGCAAAAAGCAAACUUGUGUGUAUGAUGAAACUACCU